Molecule: messenger RNA, 2109 nt
Organism: Pochonia chlamydosporia 170
Lineage: Eukaryota; Fungi; Ascomycota; Sordariomycetes; Hypocreales; Clavicipitaceae
Product: oligopeptidase family protein
Exons: 5
Coding region: 1-2109 (702 amino acids)
Biological process (GO): proteolysis
Molecular function (GO): serine-type endopeptidase activity
Source: RefSeq, a predicted model, not a curated record
AUGGUCCAACUGGUUAAAUUAAGCCCCGAGACACUGAUCAGUGCUCCGCGUCGCAGUGCUGCCGUACCAAACUCAGACGGAACUCUUGUGCUCUUUACCGAGUCCACGCAUGAGAUUGGAAAGGGAACAACAACCGUGCUGCGCGUGCUGACCGUUUCGAGUAACACCUCUGUAGAGCUUACCGACGAAGAGGGCGUGCACGACGCGCACUGGCUCCCCGGCACGCGAGACCACAUUGUUUAUCUGAAGGCUGGGGAUAAGGGCGUCACGCAGGCUGUAGUUGCCAGUGGGAGCAAUGUUAGCAGAGAGCGUUAUGUGGCCGCUACAUUCGACGCGCCUGUGGCGAACUUGAAGUUGAAGGCUGUGGACGAUGGAGUUGCGUUUGUAGUUACGGGGUUGAUUGGGCCUGAUGGAAGACUUUAUAACGAGACGGUUGUUGACAAGCCGUCGACGGUGAGGGUAUUUGACAAACCGGCAAUUCGAUUCUGGAACGAACUAUACCGGUCCGAGAGGUUUACUCUCUGGUACAACAAGCUGCUCUUCCGAGAUGGGAAAUGGAAACUCGCAGGCGAGCUCAUCAAACUUUUAGACGAUGUCAAUCUCGAAGGCCCCCUCGGGAUGUACGGUGGCAACAGCAGCACCAACAACUUUGACAUUGGAUCAGCUGGGAUCACCGUUGUAGCAAGGGAUUUAUCCUGUCGAAACCCUCAGGAAACAAUGGUUUCUGUUCAAAUUUACGUGCCGUUGGAGUCAUUCACAUCACCGCCAUCCCAGAAACCCCAACAAAUAAUAGCACCCUCACUCCAGGUUAAAGGCUACGCAAGCAAUAUACGGUUUAGUCCGGACGGCGCCGUCAUCGCCUACCUCUUCACGCAAUUAUGCGACCUUUACAACAACCAUGUCCAUUUUGCGCCGACGGAAACGCUCACUGUUACCAAGACACUAGGCGGACAGACACAUAAUAAGCGAACCGGCAGGGAACCACCCGCGGGGUUCGAAUUCGCAGGCUCAUCUACGACAUUGAUCGUACAGAGUGAGCGACAAGGAAGAUCUGAACUCGACUACGUUGACGUGUUUAACGAGCGGCAGUCAAAGACGUUCUACCGCGGCGGAAUAGUCAGCGCAUUUCAUCCUCUACGUACCAGAACAUGGGAUGAACUCAUAGUUUCUAGCUCUUCUUUCAUAGAGAGCAGCAAAUGGGAGCGCAUUGGUGUUCCAGAGCCACGGAUCCAGAGCUUGGGAGUAUCCAUGAGGAAUAGCGGCAAAAAGUUCGGCUUACAUGGCGGUAUGGUGAGAGAGUUUUGGUUCCCGGGCGCUGACGAGGUGUCUGUACAUGCAUUCAUGGUUGUACCGAGUGAUUUUGAUGAACGGAAGAAGUAUCCCGUUGUCGUGAGGCCGCAUGGUGGACCGGUGUCUUCAUGGACAGAUUCGUGGAUGGUUGCGGCAAAUUUUGCGGCUUGGGCUGAGCAGGGUUAUGUGGUGAUAUUACCGAAUUUAAGCGGCAGUAUUGGCUAUGGAGUGGACUUUGCGAGACGAGUGAAUGACUCGUGGGGCGGGAAGCCAUUCGACGAUCUUCAGAGAUUAAUGACCCAUUUAGCGAAUAUCCCCUUUUUGGAUAUGAACAAGGCGGUUCUGGUGGGAGGGAGUUAUGCAGGGUACAUGAUAAGCUGGUGUUUUGGUCACGACAUCAUAAACAAGUUCUGCUGCGCCAUCUGGCACGACGGCAUCUUCAACAUCCCCUCGUUCCAACUCCAGAGCGACAUCGUCAUCAAUGACAGUAGCUUUGGCUCCUCGCCCUAUCCGUGGGACAACAUGGCGCGUCUGGAGGCUUUCAAUCCGGCGAAGCCAGAACUGCUACGGAAUUGGAAGAAUGCGCCUCCUACGAUUAUUGUACAUAGCAGUAAGGACUAUAGGUGUCCCAUGACAGAGGGCUUGGCGGCGUUUACUACGUUGCAGGCGCACGGGGUGCCGAGUAGGUUCUUGACGUUUUCGGAUGAAGGACAUAUUGUGGAAGGGCCAGAGAAUUCGCUGGAGUGGUAUAGGGUCGUGUUUGGGUGGGUGAGGAGGUGUGUUGAUGGGGAGAUUACUAGGGACAGCCAGACGUGGUGA